This is a messenger RNA of Diutina rugosa, 1965 nucleotides long. RefSeq names its product ferric reductase family protein. The coding region runs from base 1 to 1965 and encodes 654 amino acids. Lineage: Eukaryota; Fungi; Ascomycota; Pichiomycetes; Serinales; Debaryomycetaceae. The record is from RefSeq and is a predicted model, not a curated record. Gene Ontology annotation, molecular function: ferric-chelate reductase activity. Gene Ontology annotation, cellular component: plasma membrane. Gene Ontology annotation, biological process: iron ion transport; copper ion import; intracellular iron ion homeostasis. The transcript has a single exon.
AUGUGCAGUGAUAAUGACGUACCUUUGCUAUCUGAAGAUAUGUCCUCAGCCCUUGCUUACUAUAACAAUAAUGCCACGGAGUAUCCCGUGAUUAUUGCUGAGACUAGAGGUCGAAUCUUAACGGAGCCAGUGUUGUUGCCGGUCAACGCCACCGACCAGUACACCAGAUCAAUGUGUAAGUUCUUGGACAACUUCAACAUUUCAACCUACUAUGGUACGGGGAUGCUUGCGUAUUGGGUACUUAUAAUUAUUUUGGGUGCUUUGGCCAAUUGGACUAAGCUUUUGUAUCCUGGACUAAUGAGGGAUUUGAAUGGCAGGUUCUCGAUUUGGGUACGAAAGUACAUCACUCUCCCAGCAGUCAGGGGAAAGAAGACUAAUUCAACCUCGUUUGCAGGAAUUUUUCAAAUGUUAACACCUUCGCGUUAUGAGUCUCUCGUUGUGGGUAUUUUCAUUGUAUUGGUCGUGGUUCUUAUAGCCGUCGACGUCAAUCCUCCUGCCGACGAUCCUAUAUUCUCUCUGAGAUCAGUCGGGACACUUCGAUUUGUUGCUGGGCGGUGUGCCGUGUCCGCAGGUAUGAUAGUGCCUUUGUUGAUUCUAUUUGCCCUGAGGAAUAACAUGUUGAUUUGGUUCACUCACUGGAACUAUGGCACAUUCCUUAUGUUCCAUCGUUGGAUUGGCCGGGUUGUAUUUUGCUUAGUGGCAAUUCAUGCCAUUACCUUUUCGUUGUCUAUGGACUCUAUCGGAGUCAUUGACUACCAAGGCAUGAUGUCUCGGGACUAUAUGAUCGCUGGAACCCUUGCUACCAUCGCUGCCGGAAUCAUCAUCUUUCAAGGGUUCCUUGUCUUGCGUCGUUCCAAGUAUGAGGUAUUUGUGUUGUGUCAUAUUUUAUUGGCACUUGCAUUCAUAAUUGGUUCAUGGGGUCACGUUCAGCGAUUCAACCAUCAUCAACCAUAUGUGGCGGCGACGGCGAUUUGGGCAUUUGAUCGCGUCAUUAGAAUAGCUCGCUUGAUAUGGUUUAGUGCACCGAAAGCUGAGUUAAUGUUGGUCGCCGAUGAAACUAUCCGCGUCACGAUCCCUACUAGAAAGCAUUGGCACCCUACUCCUGGGGGACACGCAUUCGUUUACUUUUGGAGACCUUCAUGUUGGUGGCAAUCGCAUCCGUUUACAUUCAACCAGUCGGUGGUGAACAGCAACAACGUUGUCUUUUAUUGUAAGGUUAAAGGAGGCAUGACCCAUGGCUUAUACCAACACCUCAAAAAAUGUCCAGAACAAACAGAUCACAUAAGAGUGAGCGUUGAAGGUCCUUAUGGCGGAGCAAGUCCUGUAAAGCGUUAUGACAAUGCCAUCUAUGUUGCCGGUGGCAAUGGCGUCCCUGGUCCUUAUUAUGAAGCUUAUAACUUGGCACGGAAGCAUCCCGAAGCGAAGCAAACGAUUCGAUUAUUCUGGGUCAUUCGUGAAUACCAGCUGGUUUUGUGGUUUUACCAGGAGCUUUUAGCCUUGAGAUCUACCAAGAUUGACGUGGUUGUUUACGUCACCAAGCCCAACUCAAUCCCUUUCGACUACGACGAGUUUCAACGAGUAAAAAGUGGUACAUCCAAGCUUAAUUUUGGUCUCUAUGGUUAUGACUCGAGGCUGCUGUUAUCUGUGGGGUCGCUUUCCUACGAAUCGUACUCCAAAUCAGGAAAAGGCGAAACGCGAGAGAUUACUUACGAAAAGUUCUCUGACCACAAAACUGAUAAAGUUUUGGAGCAAAUGAAGCGAGAUUUGUUUUUUGUGCGUUUUAUUGAAGGUCGACCUUCGAUGAAUGAAUUGGUGGAUACCACUAUCAAAACCACUGAUGGCUCAAUCGGGUUUGUGACAUGUGGGCAUCCAAUUAUGGUUGACGAUUUACGACAAGCGUGCAUCAAUCACCUCGACGUAGGUCCAAGGAUUGAUUUCUUUGAGCACCUACAAAUUUGGGCUUAA